Messenger RNA from Eremomyces bilateralis CBS 781.70, 1155 nucleotides. Its product is annotated as ras-domain-containing protein. Lineage: Eukaryota; Fungi; Ascomycota; Dothideomycetes; Eremomycetales; Eremomycetaceae. Gene Ontology annotation, molecular function: GTPase activity; GDP binding; GTP binding. The record is from RefSeq and is a predicted model, not a curated record. The coding region runs from base 346 to 1044 and encodes 232 amino acids. The transcript has 5 exons. Gene Ontology annotation, biological process: signal transduction. Gene Ontology annotation, cellular component: plasma membrane.
CAUUAAAAGGUCUCUUGUUUUCGACCUGGACACUAAGUAGGCAACGAUACAAACACUCCCCUCCCUGUCUGCAACUCGACAUAAUCAUGAAUUGCAGUGGCACAGGGGACGGCAAUUUCGGAAAUACGAACCAUCCUUCCGCCGCACGGGCACCUUGCGCUUGCGAUAAUGCGAUUGCGCAUUCGGACGUCUCAGUAUCUGACAGGUGACAACCGCGACCCAUUCUAGCAUCUUCAUCUGGACGCGUUGUUUUUCGCGGCGGGGGACACUGUCAAUCGGUACCGAAGCUACUUACUGAUAUAUGCUGUAAGCCUUGCGGACCUCGCCUGCUAUACCUCAAGCGAUAUGGAUGAUUCCAAUCGAAUAUCCAUCACCGUAUGCGGAGACGGUGGCACGGGAAAAUCAUCCAUCACAUUGAGAUUGGUGCGGAGUCAAUGGACCCAUGAGUACGAUCCUACGAUAGAGGAUUCAUAUUCUGUCACUCGGACCAUCGAUGGCCAGACCUAUCUCCUCAUGCUCACCGACACCGCUGGCCAGGAGGAAUAUCGAGGGUUGUGGGCCGCUUCGAACCUCCGCUCCGAUGCCUUCCUCCUCGUCUACGACAUCACCAAUGCCGCCUCCCUCGAUGCCCUGGACUAUUUUACCGAGAUGAUCGAGAUGGAAACCGAACAGCGGAUCGAUACAGGCGGUAUCCCUCCCGUCACGAUCGUAGCAGGGAACAAAUGCGAUUUGCAAAGUCAGCGGCAGGUCCGGAGCCAACAAGGCCUAGAGUGGGCGCGAAAGAGAAGAUGCGGGUUCAUGGAGACAAGUGCAAGGGAGAUGGUGAAUAUCGAGGAGACGUUUGCGCUCCUUGUCCGCCGAGUUGUUGAAGCCCGGAAAUUGCAACAUUUUGGUGGUUAUGACUCCGCUGCAGUCGCGCCAACGAACCGGUUAGGUCUGAUGCCGUUGUCAGAAAAGCCUCGUGCGACGGUUGAGACGAAAGCCGUGGACAAGAACGAGGCUUCAGGCUUCUGGGGGCGGCUGAAAUGCUGGGAACGAGACUGAUCUGCUUUGUCGUGGAGCCAGGCGUAUGAGUUUGAAGGAUACCUUACCAGGCAUUACCUAUAUGUGAUUUAUUUCCUUUCGCAUAUCGCAGCCUGUAUCUUGUUAUUUAGC